AUGGAAGCAUCAUCUCGCCUCAAUGUUGAUAUGUUAAAUCCACCAAUGUCUCCAAGGCCAUUCAAGAAAAUCCUUACAGUUGUUGAUUCUGUAAAAAGAAGCAGAAUACGUCAACAAGUUUCUGAAGCUCCAUGUUUGGUUUUUAAUGAAUCUCAUGGUGAUAUAGUAAUAAAUGAUCCUGUAGAAAUAGCAGUUGCUGUUGAGUCUGCACUGUUUGCUGAAUGGGGAUCGACCUCGAACAAUAGUAAAUGUGGAUCUUUUUUGUUCAAUAUUAAGGAUCCUAAAAACCCAGAUUUUCGCAGAAAGAUUCUGACAGGAGUUAUAAAGCCUGAGGGAGUGGCUAAACUGAGUGUACUAGAUAUGGCAAGUGAUGAAGGAAACUGGAGAAUGAGAAGAUUGCUGAAAGAUCUGCAAGGAAAAGAUUUAUCGAAAGAAAAGAAGAAGAUGAGAAAGGAACAACAAAGGAGUUCAAUUGUGGAAGGUGUGGAAAACGUGAGAAUACUUACUAUCAGCUGCAGACAAGAAGUGCUGAUGAACCUAUGUUACAUGCAAGAAUUGUGA
This is a messenger RNA of Jatropha curcas, 561 nucleotides long. Lineage: Eukaryota; Viridiplantae; Streptophyta; Magnoliopsida; Malpighiales; Euphorbiaceae. The record is from RefSeq and is a predicted model, not a curated record.